This is a messenger RNA of Rotaria sp. Silwood1, 213 nucleotides long. Lineage: Eukaryota; Metazoa; Rotifera; Eurotatoria; Philodinida; Philodinidae. The record is from the annotation of a GenBank genome assembly.
AUGAAAUCAAGUCAUACAGAUAUAUAUGAUAGUCUUAAACGUAAUAAACAUAGUAAAUUAUCACAAUCAAUAUUACAUGAUAAAAUAAUGAAUGAUAAAAAUGAUUGUAUAAAUAAAACUGAUCAUCAAGCACAUGAUUUUUAUCAAUUAAAAUCAACAUUAUCAACACAAUUAAAUACAACAUCAACAAUUGUUAAUGUUGAUAAUGCAUAA